AUGAGCUUCAUGUUUGCCGAUGCUCGCAGCUUCAACAAACCUCUCCGCUCCUGGAACACUUCCGCUGUAGAGGACAUGAAUCAUAUGUUCUACAAUGCUGCCACGUUUGACCAAGCACUUGACUUGUGGAAUACAUCAAGGGUCAAAACGAUGAGCUUUAUGUUUGGCAAUGCAGAUGAGUUCAAUCAAUCGAUUGGCUCCUGGGACACAUCAUCCGUGCAGGAUAUGAGUUGUAUGUUCUGCUAUACCAAAGCGUUUGACCAACCGAUCGGGUCAUGGAAUACAUCAGCGGUGACCGACAUGAACUCAAUGUUCAAAGGUGCUGCAAGCUUCAAUCAGCCGAUUGGCUCCUGGGACACGGCAUCAGUGACAGACAUGAGUUCCAUGUUCCAACAUGCGGUGGCCUUCAAUCAACCGAUUGGCUCAUGGAAUACGGCGUCUGUGAGAUUGAUGAUUUCGAUGUUUGAAGAUGCAUAUGCCUUCGACCAGUUUCUGGGAUUCUGGAACAUUUGGUCUGUGGUGGAUCGUUUGCACAUGUUCCUGAACGCCACGUCCUUUGAUCAACCUCCCUGUAGGGCCGGACGGGCGCCUGCUGCAAACAAUCUAGGCUGUACACCUUGCCCAGCUGGGCAGUUCGCUGUGGCUGGGGCGCGCGAUUGUGAAUCAUGCCCAGCUGGUUGGAUCUCAUCGAGAAAUCGAACUGUUUGUGAACAAUGUCCAGAGUUUGAAUAUUCCACCGGCAAAUCGGAUGCAUGCAAACGAUGUAAUUUCCCACUGAUCUUGAUGCAGAAUCGUUGCGUUUGGUGGCACUUGCCCUUGAUGGCCUUUGGCAUCGUGGGCCUGGCAGUGGCUGGAAAAGUGGUCGCUUCCUUCUCGCACGCGCGGACGGCGAAGAAGGUGGAGACCAUCAUGAGUGAGCUGUAUCAAGACCUGUGGAUUCUCGGCAUCAGUUAUGCAAUGAUGUAUUCCGCCCAGCUGGAAGCGCUUGGACUCCAAGAUGCCGACGUGGCUGAGCGCGUGACGGCCAUGCGGGCAUUGCAAAGCGAACGUGCCGGUGUGAGUAUGAGAUACCUCUUGUCGGAGAGCUUCCAUCACCUGGCAACCAGCCGAACUGGCAAGGAGGACCCAAGCUUCAUGGACAUGAAGACGGCCUUUUGGUUGUCGUCGGACCCCAUCGGCCACGACGUGCGCUGUCCCCGCGACGGUCGGAUGGGUUGCGCCCUGGUGGAUUGGAUCCCUUCGGCGGAGCGCCGAGAGCAGACGCACUUUAUGUCCUGGACCUGGCAGUACUCCUUGAUGCAGGUGGAGACGUAUUCCUUGGUUUUUGUUGAACACUCUUCGGUGCGUCAGGGCGGUGUGUUCUUCUUCAUGUGUUUCUUCGUGAACAACCAGUUUCGCAUCAUUGUGGAGGAAUCGACCACUGGCAGCGCGAAUCUGGAGGACGUCUUUGAGAAUCAUCUCAAGCGCAUCGGCCGGAUGGUGGCGAUCCUGGAUACCUGGGAGCAGCCCGUGUACUUGCAGCGCAUUUGGAUCGUCUACGAGCAGUUUGUGGCCUCCACCCUGGAGAUUCAGGCGAGACGAACGCGACAGACUGGUGGACUCGUCGACUGGUUCAGUGUUUUAACAAUUGGAAAGGGAACAAUUUGA
This is a messenger RNA of Durusdinium trenchii, 1647 nucleotides long. The record is from the annotation of a GenBank genome assembly. Lineage: Eukaryota; Dinophyceae; Suessiales; Symbiodiniaceae.